Molecule: messenger RNA, 3631 nt
Organism: Fukomys damarensis (Damara mole-rat)
Lineage: Eukaryota; Metazoa; Chordata; Mammalia; Rodentia; Bathyergidae
Gene: Tmem108
Product: transmembrane protein 108
Exons: 5
Coding region: 285-1988 (567 amino acids)
Biological process (GO): postsynaptic density organization; dendrite extension; retrograde axonal transport
Cellular component (GO): endosome membrane; early endosome; axon
Source: RefSeq, a predicted model, not a curated record
AAGGGGCUGGAACAGGCUACUAGUUGCUAGGCAAGUUAAAGUAAUUCAGUGUCCUUGCCAAACGUCUGCCACACAAACAGGGAACUUUGAGGGAAGAGGAGUGAGAUGGUGGUGCAUGUUGGUUGCCAUAGGAAUAUUUCCCAGAUUGGAACAAGACCAGAGUGGGGAGAGCAAGACAGCAGCAUCCAUGGCUCUUUCUGCUCGGGAAUGGGACUCCAGAGUGAGUGGUGGAGCAGAGACAGAAUCAUGAAUAAACUGGACGAUAAGCAGGACCAGAUGAUACCAUGAAGAGAAGUUUACAGGCCCUCUAUUGCCAACUGUUAAGCUUCCUCCUGACCGUGGCACUGUCCGAAGCACUGGUACUUGCUGUCCAGGAACCGGAAUCUCUUCAGGUCCUCCCCUCAGGCAGUCCCCCAGACACCAUGGUGACCACACCCCACAGCCGAACCUCACACUCCUCUGUGGUGACACUGGGCACUACUCCUGAUGGACCCUCACAGGCCACAGCUACCAUGGCAACAACAGUACCCCAUCAAGACAGGCACCCCCCUGCAAACACCACUUCCACUGUUGUGGUGACAGCAACCAUCCCCCAUUCUGAAAGCCCCCUGCCCACUGGUUCCCCUCCAGUUGCCAUGGCAACCAUACCCUCCCCCUCAGAGAGCCCUCCACCAGGGGACACUGCCCCCACCAUCCUGCUGACAAAGCCAACAGGAGCCACCAGCCGCCCCACUACAGCAGUCCCUCGGGCUACCACGCGCAGGCCCCCACGACUCCCAGGCUCUUCUCGAAAGGGGUCUGGGAGCUCAUCACGCCCUGUCCCACCUGCACCUGGUGGCCACUCUGGGAGGAAGGAAGGCCAGCGGGGACGAAACCAGAGCUCCACACACCUGGGGCAGAAGCGCCCAUUGGGGAAAAUCUUUCAGAUCUACAAAGGCAACUUCACAGGGUCUGUGGAGUCAGAUCCCUCUGCUCUUUCCCCCAGGACCCCAUACUUCUCUUUGCCACAGCCUCAGACUGUGGCUGCAACCACAGCACCCAGAAGUACCUCAUGGGUGCCGCCCACCACCCUCCUGGUACCUGCAGAGGACAAGUCAGGACUUAGCACAGCAGACCGAGGGGGUGGUUCCAUCUUCUCCAGCCCAGGAAAGGAGCUGAAUGCCACUGCAGCUGCAGGUGCUCCUAUCAGUUCACAAGCCACCCCAGUGCCUUCUCAGCACCCCCACGGUGACACACAGGACAGCCCCAGCCUCAGUGACUCUUGGCUUACUGUCACCCCUGGCACCAACAGACCUCCAUCUGCCAGCUCUAGGGUCUUUACAGCUGUGAUGGGGCCAAGCCAGGCUGCCUUCAAUGCCAGUGUCUCAGCCCCCUCCCAGGGGAUUCCUCAGGGAAAAUCCACAACCCCACAGGCCCCAGACCAUGCCCCUGCGGUCUCAGAGAGCACUGUUUCUCUAGCUGAGGAGGAGGCUGCAGCCUCCCCCUUCAUGACCGACAGGGUGCCCAGCCCUCUCUCCACAGUGGUGUCCACAGCUACAGGAAACUUCCUCAACCGCCUGGUCCCUGCUGGGACCUGGAAGCCUGGAACAGCAGCGAACAUCUCCCAUGUGGCCGAAGGGGACAAGCCCCACCACAGAGCCACCAUCUGCCUGAGCAAGAUGGACAUCGCCUGGGUGAUCCUAGCCAUCAGCGUGCCCAUCUCCUCCUGCUCCGUCUUGCUGACUGUGUGCUGCAUGAGGAGGAAGAAGAAGACAGCCAACCCCGAGAACAACCUGAGCUACUGGAACAACGCCAUCACCAUGGACUACUUCAACAGGCACGCUGUGGAGCUCCCGCGGGAGAUCCAGUCCCUGGAGACCUCCGAGGACCAGCUCUCCGAGCCCUGCUCCCCAGCCAAUGGCGACUACCGUGACACAGGGAUGGUCCUGGUGAACCCCUUCUGUCAGGAAACACUGUUUGUGGGCAACGACCAAGUGUCUGAGAUCUAACUGCAGCAGCCUUUGCUUUGCCAUUCCCUAUUUUUCAUCUUUAAAAAUUAUAAAUAUACAAAUAUAUAUUAUAAAUAUAACCUUUGUGUAACCCUGACUUAAUGAGAAACAUUUUCGACAUUUUUUCCUAAGAACUGUCAACACCUUUUUUAUAAGUGUGGUUUAAAAAUGAAACAAAAAAAACUUUACAGAAUGACCUGUGGCUUUAUAAAAUAAAGGUAUUUCUAAGCAAAGCAGUGGCACGGAUUGCUUCUCUUAACUGUCCUUGAGCACUCGGGGCCCCAGCACCCCGGGGCAGGUGAGUGAAGAGAUGGACUUCCUGUAGAAGCUGAAUGUUAAAGUCAAGUGCAUUGUCCAUUGCAUGAUUCUGAAAGCUCUGGUUCCUCUAGAUUCAGUGUGACAUUGUCUUCCUCCCUCCUGGGCACACUAGCCAAAGGCAUUGGGCCACCUAGGAGGAAGACAUAGUCUGAUGCACCAAGCAGGAAAAGGGAACAUGUCAUCCCCCUGAGGAGGAGCACCUGCAGCCUCACGGUGGCACCACUGUCAGCUUUAAUUCAUAUAAGUUAUGGCCAGCAGACAGGAACAUGCAGCCCUCUGGAAUCCACGGGGACAUGGAGGCAUCUAAAAGCUCCCUUAACAUCACCCACAGGGGGCCUGCCACCUUACUAAAGACAGGACUGCCCCUUCCAGCAGAAAUUUUUUUAAAGCUCCCUUGAAGAGCCUCCAUCUCCCUCUCCAUCCCCUCCAAUGCCCAUAUCUGUAUUGAAGCCCCGUGCCUUUUCUUGGGUGGGUAUAGACACAGAUCCCAGCCCCAGAGAUUUAGAAUGUGUACCCUUCCUCAAGGGCCAAGAGUUUAUCUACAAGGUUUAGCUUUGCUUUCUGCAAAAGCACUGGUAUUAUACCCCUGAGGAAUGGUUUAUCUAAGAAACAGGUAUACAGCUGUCUUCGGGGGGGUGUAUCAGGGAUUGAACUCAGAACCUUGCUCUUGCAAAGCAGGUAGCAGAACCUCUGAGCUAAAUCCUCGGCCCACAGAUAUCAUUUUCAAAACCUUCCUCUUGCAAUCUUAAAAGAACAAGGCUGCCAGAAUGAGUCAUUUGAAAGAAGCACCAUUCUGUCCUGCCUGGCAACCUCAGACAGCCCACGGACUGGCCAUCAGCUCUGUUCUCCUGUCCCUUCCCCAGACUGGGCUGCCUCUGCCACUUCACUGUGCCCAGCACAGCCAACGGGUCAGGCUCCCGACAACGCAAGAGGGGCUUCCAGACACGGCCGUGUCUCUAUUUUCUCCCUAAUAGUGGCUAGGAGAAAAGAUAACUGCUUUGAUGCUUCUUUUCUCUUAAAAAAAUAGUUUGAUAGUAUAUUUUGAAUAUAGAUGUUCUUAUAGUCAGACUGGGAAUCAAACUUGAAUGUUGCUUUGUAUGUUUGUGUUUGUCCUGUGGUCUUUUCACCAUGAUUUUUCCUUUCUUCCUAUAUUUUCCUUUUCAAAAAGCAAGAUGGCCUUCAAAAACGUGUGUUCUCAAUGUUGUAUGAACUGACUUAGACAUGAGUUUUCUUGUUAUCUCUCUUCAAAGACUUCAACUCACAAAGCAGGUUAAAUGUUGCUCUGAGGUUUGUUUUUUAACAUGUUGUCUGAUUUUCUUAACUUU